This is a messenger RNA of Pogonomyrmex barbatus (red harvester ant), 2455 nucleotides long. RefSeq names its product cilia- and flagella-associated protein 45. NCBI's taxonomy places the organism in Eukaryota, Metazoa, Arthropoda, Insecta, Hymenoptera, Formicidae. The record is from RefSeq and is a predicted model, not a curated record.
AGAAGAGUUUCCCCUUUUUACUCUUCUCCUUAUUUUUCGUAUGCCCCUCUCUCUCUCUCACGCAAGCAUUCUUAUUUUAUAAGCUAGCGAUAUGUUACAUACCAUGUACCUUUUCAUUAUGCAAUUUAUAUGUAUUCGCAAUCGCGAGGGAGAGAAAUUCGCGUAUCCUCACAUGUUCCGUAUAGACGACGACAAAUUCUAUCGAUUCCCAUUGUACAUAACAAAUAUCGUAUUUUCUUUGACUCAGCACGCCGCGGACCUCGCUGCGCCUUAUCCAGAGCGAGAUUAUCGCCCGUUAUCGUCGUCCCUUCGCGGUAGGCGCGAAACGCGAUCCCGGUGAAACGUGAUCGGCCACCUGUAUCCUGUAUCCCCGUAUAGCAUAAUUCCUCCUAUCGAACAAACAAAGGAACGGUUACUCGUCGGCAAACAGUUAACGACGGUCGGCUCCGUCAUCAGGUUACUCCGGACUUAUUUUUCUCACCUUAGAUUACUUUGGGCUUAUUUUUCUCACCUUUUGCCGUCGGGUCAUCGCCGCGGGAAAAAAAACACACGUGUGAAAGACGCGGUUCCGAUUCCCGAGGGAGGCGAUCGUAGAAAUCUCGUCGAUGUGGCGCGACGUUUCGUUGAGAGAACGCGCGUGAGAUCCCGCGGUCUGAGUGACGCGUUUUCCUUCCCCCUCGAGAAGACGGCACUUUGAUGGUCCCAGACGAACGGUGAUCAUGUCGACCAAAACCAUGGUACGAAGGACGAGGUCCGGUAACUUCGAGUACCGCGGCAACACCAGAUUUCCAGCGGGCGUGUACACGAUCCAUCCACCGUCGGCGUGCGAUCGCGUCAUCGGAGACAGACCGAUUCAUCUGAAGAGGAGCAACGCGUACGAGGGGAAAGAGGUCGGGAGAAUAAGGGAUAAGAGCGGUACGAGGAAGUACCUAAUUCCCUCAAAGGAGCCCACGAUAUAUCCAAAGAUCAUGACGAGGAAGGAGUAUGAGGCUCUGAGGGAACGCAGCCGUGUGAUCACGAGCGAGGAGAGACAAGCGGCCGCGGAGGCCGCGGAGAAGGAGAGAGAGAGGCUGAUGAAGGAGAGCUUGGCGCGGAAGGAGGCGAUACGUAUGAUGGAUAUAAAGAAGAGCCGCGAAAAGGAUCCGAGAACGAGGGAGAUCGAGGAAGAGGCGAGAAGGAGGACGAUGCAUGUCCUCGAGCGAGCGUACAACAUGCGUCUGGAGCAAGAAGAGGAAAUACAGAAGUGUAAUCGGCUUAUCCUGGAAACCAAAUGCCGCGCUAUCCGUGACGCUCAAAUCGCGGAGAAGAAGUUGAUAGAGAAGGAGCUUCUCGAGGAGGAAAAACGGUUGGACGAGAUGAUGGAGGACGAGAGGAGAUGGGCCAUCAAGGAAGAGUCGCGAAAGGAGCAGGAGGAGACAGCCAAGAGGCUGCAAUUCGCCAAGAUUCUGAAGGAGCAGAUCGUAGAAAAUGAAGAGCAACGGAUCCUCGAGUUUGAGAGGAAACAGGAGGAAAGCCGUCUCAUCAACUUAAACAAUAUCGCGUGGCAGCAAGACGAGAUCGAAAAGCUGCGCGAUAAAGAGGCUGAGAACGCUAAGGUGCGGCAGGAACUUGCGGAAGGAAACGAACAAUUGAAACAUUUCAAGGCUAUGGAACAGGAGGAGAAUAGAAUUAUAGAUUUAAGGAUACAAAAUUAUCACCGAUUGAAAGAGGAAAGGGAGGCUAAAAAGGCGGAGGAGCAGAAAUUAGAGAAAUUAAAAAGGGAACGAGAAAAAGCUAGAGUGGCGAUGCGAACGGUGCAGGCGUAUGAGUUUCAGGCGCAAAUUGACGAGAUCAAUGCAGCUCGGGUUCAGGAAGAAGUGGAACGGGAAUGGAGACAAAAAGAAAAGGAAGAAGCUUUGAAAAAAUUAGAGGCUCAAAGGAUUCUUCAGAAAGAAAGAGAGGAACAAAUAAACAAUAAGCAGAUAAUGCAGGCCAUUGAAAUCGAGCGAAACAGACGAGAAUUCGAGAAGAUUGUACGCGUGCAACGAGCAGCUUUUUGUAGGGAAAAGAAGGAACUCGAGCAAAAACAACAACAGGCUCUUAUUCAUCGUAGUGAAAUAUUAAAACAAGUAAAUAAAAAGGAACGAGAACGCAUUGUUGAACGACAAAAGGUGUUCGAAGAAGGUCUGGCGAUACGUGCAGAGGCUGCGACGCGAAAGAAGAAAUUGCAAGAUGCGAUGGAACGAAAAUGCCAAGAAAUGAGAGAGAACAAAGUUCCCGAUAUUUACAUUAAUGAAGUAAAACGAAUGAUUGAAAAUAUUCAAUGAAUUACGUGACCAGGUUAAGAAAUAAAAUUGAGAGCUUCGAGUCCACUUUUAAAAAUGACAAACUACGUACUUCAUGAAUAUCUUUGGUUUCAUUGUAUUUAUACAAACAUGACUAUGAGAAACGAAAGUAAUAAAAAAGUUCUAAUCUA